AUGUCUAUGGAUAAAGAAGGACAAGAUAAUAGACCGGCAUUAGAGAAAUACGGUACUGAUUUGACUCAAUUAGCUAAAGAUGGUAAACUAGAUCCAGUGAUUGGUCGUGACGAAGAAAUACGUCGUACGAUACAAAUUUUAUCAAGAAGAACAAAGAACAAUCCUGUAUUAAUCGGUAAUGCUGGAACAGGUAAAACUGCGGUAAUGGAAGGUUUGGCACAGAGAAUAUUGAAGAAUGAAGUUCCUGACAGUAUGAAAGACAAGCAGAUAAUCACAUUAGACUUGUCGGGUAUAAUAGCAGGUGCUAAAUAUAGGGGUGAUUUCGAAGGUAAGUUAAAGCAGAUAUUAAAAGAAGUUGAAGAAAAAAACGGAAAAGUCAUUUUAUUCAUUGAUGAAUUACAUAUUUUAAUGGGAUUGGGUAAGGCCGAAGGUUCAAUUGAUGCUUCAAAUUUAUUGAAACCAGCAUUAGCAAGGGGAAAGCUUUCCCUUUGUGGUGCCACAACUAUUGAGGAAUACCGCAAGUAUGUUGAGAAGGAUGCUGCUCUUGCAAGAAGAUUUUCGGCUGUUACCGUUAACGAACCAACAGUACAAGACACGAUUUCUAUUUUACGUGGUUUGAAAGAACGUUAUGAAGUACAUCAUGGUGUUCGUAUUACUGAUGGGGCCUUAGUGACUUCAGCACUCUAUUCUAGUCGUUAUAUAACUGAUCGUUUCUUGCCAGAUAAGGCUAUUGAUUUAGUUGAUGAAGCAUGUUCUACUUUGAGAUUGCAACAUGAAUCCAAACCGGAUGCAAUUGCUCAAUUGGACCGUCAAAUUAUGACUAUUCAGAUAGAAUUGGAGUCUUUGAGAAAAGAAAAUGAUCAGUUAUCGCUAGACCGCAAAACUAAAUUGGAAGAAGAAUUGAGUGUCAAAAGGGCUGAAUUAACUGAGUUUACUGAGAAAUGGGAAUCGGAAAAAAAGCUGAUAGAUGAUGUUAAGAACGCAAAAUCUGAUUUAGAACAAGCCAAAUUUGAUUUAGAACAGUGCCAAAGAGAAGGCAAUUAUGGUAAGGCUUCUGAAUUACAGUACGCGACAAUUCCUAAACUAGAGGAACAGUUGAAAGAAUUGACCGAGAAUGAAAAAUCUGUUGGAGAAUCUACGUUGUUACAUGAUUCAGUUACCUCUGAUGACAUCGCAAAUGUGAUUUCAAAAAUGACAGGUAUUCCAUUAAGUAAUUUAAUGAAAGGUGAGAAGGAUAAAUUAUUGGAUAUGGAAGCUACAUUAAAAAGUAAAGUCAUUGGUCAAGAUGAAGCAAUAAAUGCGGUUGCUGAUGCUGUAAGAUUGCAGAGGGCGGGUUUAACAAGUGACAAGAGACCUAUUGCUUCAUUUAUAUUCUUGGGACCUACUGGUACAGGUAAAACAGAACUAACGAAAUCAUUAGCGGAGUUUUUAUUUAAUGAUAAAUCUUCAGUUAUUAGGUUUGAUAUGUCAGAAUUUCAAGAGAAGCACACAGUUUCUAGAUUAAUCGGGUCACCCCCUGGGUAUGUUGGCUAUGAAGAAAGUGGUGAAUUAACUGAAGCGGUUAGGAGGAAGCCAUAUUCAGUUGUAUUGUUUGAUGAGUUUGAGAAGGCACACAGUGAUGUAUCAAAAUUAUUAUUACAAGUCCUUGAUGAGGGUUCCUUAACUGAUUCACAUGGUAAACAUAUUGAUUUCCGUAAUACCAUAAUAGUAAUGACUUCAAAUAUUGGUCAGGAGAUAUUGCUAGCGGAUAAGGAUACAAGUGAUGAUGGUCAUAUCAGUGAAAAUACAAAGACACAAGUUAGUGAAAUGCUAAAGCAGUAUUAUCCUCCUGAAUUUUUGAAUCGUCUUGAUGAUGUUUUAAUUUUUAACAGAUUAUCUAGGCAAUCUUUGAAAAAUAUCUUGACCAUCCGUUUGAAAGAAAUUGACGAAAGAUUAGCCAAUAGAAGAAUCAACUUGUCUUUAUCUGGCGAAUCUAAGGAGAAACUCUGCGAAUUAGGUUAUGAUCCAGUAUAUGGUGCCAGACCUUUGAAUAGAGUUUUACAGAAAAAGGUCUUGAACCCUCUUUCCAAAUUGAUGAUAAAAGGUCAAAUCAGGGAAGGUGAGACGAUAUUUGUUGAGUUAAAAGAUGGUGAGAUCUAUGUUAAGCCAAACCACGAGGAAAAUUCCUGA
Messenger RNA from Debaryomyces fabryi, 2169 nucleotides. RefSeq names its product chaperone ATPase (gene HSP78). Gene Ontology annotation, cellular component: mitochondrial matrix; cytoplasm. The record is from RefSeq and is a predicted model, not a curated record. The coding region runs from base 1 to 2169 and encodes 722 amino acids. Gene Ontology annotation, biological process: cellular response to heat. Gene Ontology annotation, molecular function: ATP hydrolysis activity; ATP binding. NCBI's taxonomy places the organism in Eukaryota, Fungi, Ascomycota, Pichiomycetes, Serinales, Debaryomycetaceae. The transcript has a single exon.